AUGUCACAAACUUCAAUUGAGCUUAUCACGCUGAACAGGGCUUCCUCAAAUGAAGCCGGCAAAUUACCAGAUACAUUUGAUGACCGCUCCGACUCUCGAACAGAUGCUGAAUUCUCGCUGCCUCCUGUUGAUGGUGGACGAAAGGCCUGGCUUUUCUUGGCUGCAUGCUGGGUUGUAGAAGCAGUGACCUUUGGUUUUGGGUUCUCAUUUGGUGUUUUCCAAGAAUACUACAGUCACAAUGAGCCUUUUGCAGGAUCGAGUAACAUCGCUGCUAUUGGAACAACCACAACUGGCAUGUUGUAUCUGGGAGCACCCUUCGUAGUCAUCAUAUGUCGCUUCUAUCCCCGCCAAGCUCGCUGGUUCACAUACGCAGGCCUCUUCGUCACGUCCUUGGCCAUGGCAAUGAGCUCUUUCUGCACGACUGUAGAGCAACUCAUCGCAACGCAAGGAGUAUUGUUCGGUAUAGGCGGUUGUUUCGCCUACUGCCCUUGUACUCUUUAUAUCGACGAAUGGUUUGUACGACGGAAGGGCUUUGCCUAUGGCAUCGUCUGGAGCGCCGCUGGAGCUGGAGGUGCUGUGCUUCCCCUGGUUCUUGAGGUCUUGCUUAAGAACUACGGGUUCCAGACAACCGUGAGAAUCUGCUCUGGUAUACUGUUUGGAGCUGCGGCCCCGUUGGCAUACUUUAUCAAGCCUAGACUUCCCCUCUCUGCUAUUAUUCACAGAAAACCUCUCAAUAUGCGAUUCGUCACGUCUAGGACGUUUUUGCUCCAUCAACUGGUCAAUGUGGUGGAAGCAACCGGCUACUUUCUCCCCACUAUCUAUCUACCAACCUAUGCUCGAACAACAUUCGGCACGUCCACCACCCUAUCCGCCCUAACCAUUAUUCUGGUCAACGUUGCUGCAACAGUCGGUCUCAUGGUCAUGGGUUCCCUCAGCGACAAGCUCGCAGUCACGACAUGCAUGCUCAUAUCAGCCGUUGGUGUGGGAAUAUCCGUCCUUUUAGUCUGGGGGCUGACUGCGUCUUUACCCGUUCUUUACGUCUUCUGCGUCAUGUACGGUCUAUUCGCAGGGUCUUGGGCUUCCAUUUGGCCUGGUAUUAUGAGAGAUGUGUGCCAGAAAUUCCAAGACGAGAAUGAGCAUGUUGACCCUGUCAUGGUGCAUGGCCACCUUUGUGCCGGUAGGGGAGUGGGCAAUAUCAUAUCUGGUCCGUUGAGUGGCUCUCUCAUCCGAGGCCAGCCGUGGCAGGGAAAGGUUAUUGGGGGGUAUGGAAGUGGUUAUGGUAUUUUGAUUUUGUAUACUGGUUUGACUGGUCUGGUGAGUGGCAUGAACUUUCUCUGGCGUUAUGUAAACGUUCUAUGA
Molecule: messenger RNA, 1359 nt
Organism: Fusarium sp. VM40
Lineage: Eukaryota; Fungi; Ascomycota; Sordariomycetes; Hypocreales; Nectriaceae
Source: the annotation of a GenBank genome assembly